GCCUCCCAUUCUUCCCCUUGCUACUCCAUUCUUUCAAUGCUUGCUUGCCGGCGACGCCGUGACACUGCGCCGCCUCGAUCCCUUCCUCCCCCUCUCACCCCACGUCGCCUUGCCCCUCCCUCCCCACCUCCGCCCACGCCGAUGCCACCUUCUUCCCCCAUGCCUCGUUUGAAGCUUGGAAUUUUGACCGAAGGUUGGAUUUUUGCGCGGCGGCCUAGCGAGGCAUCCAUCCCCGAGGACCACUAGCCAUGGCGGCCGCCGUCCAUGUCUACCUCCUCCUCCAGUGCCCCUCCUCCGUCUGCCGCCUUGUCAACCCGGUCUCUUCUCCUCGCCGUGGCGCUCCCCCCUCUCCGCUCCUCCCUCUGCGUCGGCACCUGCCAACUACCCGGCGAUGCCUGCUGGCCCUCGUCCGCCCACCUGCUCGCCGUCAACCAUGAAGCCCGCCCCCUCCAUGGACAUCGUCAACCCAAGCACUGGGAAGCACGGGUGGUCAAGGUGGAGGAGCUCACCGUCGAGCUCGCCAGAGCACUACGCGCUCAAGGCGUCCACAACACCUCCACGUGCUCAAGUCCAGAGCUCGCCGGAGCUUCAGAUCCAGAGCUCAAUGCUGCAUUGUUGACUGGCACAUCAGGGCAACCAGCAGUCCAUAAAAUUACAAAUGAUUUCUCCAUGGAGCGGAAGAUUGGUGGAGGUCCAUUCGGAAACGUUUAUAAGGGUGUUGUGCCAGAUGAUGGCAGAGUGAUUGCGGGGAAGAAACAUCAGCAAAACGCACCGAUGCCGCCUGACAAGGCAUUCAACAAUGAGGUUCAGAACAUUAGGGCAUUACCUUUAGCUUUUUAUACACUUCCAUGUUUGGAGCUAGGACAUUUUGAUCUCCAAAUGCUAGUUUGACAUUUCACUAGCAAUUCUGAAAUACUCAUGCUAAAGAUUGCAGGAAAAUGCUUUUCUCUCUAUAGUUUGAGCCACAUCUAUAGUGCGAUCCUUUAAAUUCAGAUCAUGUACUCCUGGGAGUUGUCUGAAUUUUUUUGUUAGAACUUGGGAGUCUUACAUGACCUGUAGAACAUCUAAAGUUCUGUUAGAAGAUUCUGUAGUUCAAGGUUUGGUCCUCGGCCGUCUGUUUCUGCUAUCUCCUAAUCUUAAAUGUGUGUAGUUUGCUCCACAUCAACUACACAUACUGUCAAAACUGACAAGAUGUUAUACUAUUGUCAAAACUGAAAACUGCUGUCAUUUUAAAUGAAUUUCUCUGAAGACAUAAUUGCAGUGGCUAGUCCUGGAUAUUGGUGAGAAUCAAUAUUGUGGUUGAAAUUCUACGCACACUAGAGUCACUACUGUUGUGUAAAUUUUGAACUAACUCAAGAAAAGUGAGCUAGAAAAUUUAGUACAAGAUCAUUGAAAUUUUGAAAUUUCAGUUUCGAAGCUUCAGUUUUGCAUCUCAAGUCUGAUUGCCACUAAAUUGAGUACAAGAUCACUGAAAUUUUGUUUGAAGCUUCAGUGUAAAUGUUCUAUUUUCAGAGUACAAGAUCACUAAAUACAGUUUCUUGGGGUCCUAUUUUUCAGUGUAAAUGUUCUAUUUUCAGCGUAAAAUUUUGUUUAGAAGGGCACCUUAUUUUUUUAGAUUCUUCUAUGAUC
Triticum urartu is the source of this 1629-nucleotide messenger RNA. The record is from RefSeq and is a predicted model, not a curated record. NCBI's taxonomy places the organism in Eukaryota, Viridiplantae, Streptophyta, Magnoliopsida, Poales, Poaceae.